Molecule: messenger RNA, 887 nt
Organism: Pelagomonas calceolata
Lineage: Eukaryota; Pelagophyceae; Pelagomonadales; Pelagomonadaceae
Source: the annotation of a GenBank genome assembly
AAGGCUUGCAGACGCCGUACGCACGGAUAGCUGCACCACGCGCCGUCAAAACAUCGCAGCAGUGCAGUGGAAGCCAGCCAAGCCAGUGCGCUCAGCUCUCGUGCACCCAGGACCAACGCUCUCUCUGCAGCAAGAGCAUCUCCGAGCGCAUAUUUGCAUGCGCAACCAAACCGGAGCCGUAAUCGCAGCAGUAGUGGCAUUCGUAGCCAUGCGCGCCUUCACGCGCCGACUGUACGGCAAACGCACGCUCCUGCGGCAAAAGAGCUCGGCGCCGCGCCUGCCACCGCAAGUGCCGCCGUUCCAGGACGCCGACCAACAACAACUCUACGACACCAUCGUCGACACACGAAUUAAAGUAAUAGGCAAGGACGCGUUGUUUGAUGAAAGGGGCGCUCUGCGGGGCCCGUGGAACCCCGAGGUCGCUUCACCUUUAUUAGGCCGCCACCUCGAGCGCCUGGCGACGGCGGUGCGCACGGAGAACUCGCUAGAAGCGAACGUGUAUGAAGUGGCGAUCCUGGCCGUCGGCGUCGCGUGGCACGCCCAGUUCGAAUGGUAUGCGCACGAGCGGCUCGCGCGGAAAGCCGGUGUCGCUGACGAGGCGUUGCCGCUCAUCAAGGCGAAUGCGCAUCCUCGGCACCUCGAAGGGAUUCUUACAGUAGAAGAGCUCGCCGCCUAUACCUUUUCGCGGGAGCUGGCCCUGACGACGCGCGUCUCGGACGAGACGUACGCUUCGACCAAAGCAGUGCUGGGGGGCGACCGCGCGAUGGCCGAUUUGAGUCUGACGAUCGCCUGCUACCACGGCGUCUCCGUACUACUCAAUUCUUUCGAGGUCGCGCUGCCGGAGGGCGUCGAGAAGCCCUUCCCCGAAGAGUAAGUUUCCCACGGUU